AUGGACUUGCUCCGCCAGGUAGUAGCUGGCCCGCGAGCGAGACAUCCUGAGGCGGGUCUCGACCUGUGCUAUGUUACGGACAACAUCAUUGCUACUUCCGGCCCCAGUGGCACAUACCCUCAAGUCGCCUAUCGAAAUCCUUUGAAAGACCUAGUCAAAUUUCUCGACUCGAAACACGGGGAUCAAUGGGCCAUCUGGGAGUUCCGUGCGGAAGGCACGGGAUAUCCAGAUGAAGAGGUCUACAACAGGAUACGGCAUUACCCAUGGCCCGAUCACCAUCCUCCUCCUUUCGCCCUCGUUCCACUGAUCAUAGGCAGCAUGCGUCAAUGGUUGAAGGACGACACUGCCAAGGGAAGAGUGGCAGUUGUACAUUGCAAAGCAGGAAAGGGCCGGAGUGGCACAAUAAGCUGUAGCUAUCUCAUCAGCGAGGAGGGAUGGACUCCUAAAGAUGCCAUGCAACGCUUCACAGAUCGCCGAAUGCGACCAAAUUUUGGAAAUGGCAUCACCAUCGCAAGUCAGCUGCGAUGGAUCACAUAUGUUGAUCGCUGGGCGAAGCACGGAAAGCAGUACGUGGAGAGACCCAUCGAGAUCGUCGAGGUCCACGUGUGGGGCUUGAGAGACGGUGUCAAGAUUGCUCUCGAAGGAUAUGUGGACGAGGGCAAAGUGAUCAAGACUUUCCAUACCUUCAAGAAGGACGAGCGGAAAAUCGUUCGGGGCGAGAUCCGCAAAGAUACAGGUUUUGCUGAUGUUGCCAUGGAGAUGAUGGGCAAGAAGAAGACAGAGCAAGCAGCUGAUGCAGGGAAGCAGAUCAAGGAUGCUGAGAAGACGGAAGCAAAGGUGCUUGAGAGACAACCAUCUUACGACGACAGAGAUGGAGGCGAUGUUGUCUUUACUCCAUCGAGCAGGAUUGUGCUCCCGUCUUCUGACGUCAACAUCGACUUCGAACGACGAAACAAGAGCAAAUACGGCGGUUUCACAAUGGUCACUUCUGUAGCUCAUGUCUGGUUCAACGCGUUCUUCGAAGGCAACGGCCCGGAACAGAAGGGUGUCCCGGAUGACAGUGGAGUCUUCAGCAUUGACUUCGAUGGCAUGGAUGGUAUCAAAGGCAGCUCUCGGAAAGGUACAAAGUGCUUCGACAGAUUACAGGUUGUUUGGAGAUCCGUCGACAAGGCGCCAAGCGUCAAGGUCGACGAGCCAUCUGAAAGCACCGAGCACAUUCCACAAGCGCGGCCAGCGGAAUGGAAGCAAGACGAGAAGUCCGAAGACUUUGAAAGGAAACUCGGUCUCCGACAAGCAACCUCGGAUUCGGCGGAUGUCUCCCGCGCUAGCAGCAUGCGAACGGAACGAACCAGUGACAAAGACGACGUCAAAGACGAGUUGGAUACAGUACAGAGCACCGGACCUGACGGAAGGCAGCUCGCCGAAGGUUUCAAUCACGAUCGACCCCCGAUUGGGACCAAGCUAGGGAAACUAAUCCCCAGCAAGUCUUCUUCGACGAAAGAUGCCAGCAAGGAGGACUUGGCGUCGCAAAAGGACGGGAAUUCAGAAGCGCCUUCGUCAUCUACAACACUGGCGGAACCGAAUUGCUCCCAGGCAGACCUUGAGGGCAGCAGGCACCAUGAUCACACGAUAGGUCACGUGAAGUUGAGCAAGAACACGACUACCAGUUCGUAGUACGACCGGAUGUCGCGUCGCUCAAUCAUAUCUAGCGAGGCGUUCGGGCGUGAUCGGGUGGCAUACUGGUGAUGGACGAGACGAGAUGAACAGCACUGAGAGGCGAUAGAUUGUCAGUAGAUACCCCAUCAUACAUUAUCAUGGCUGGCCAGAGGUCGCUCUCUAUCCUUGCGCAAUUCCCUCCAUCUCCCUCUCAACAUCCUCACAAAUCUCUCGUAUAAACUCCUUCUCAUCAUCAACACCCAACAUCCCCUCCCACCAAGUCACACUCAACAUCAACGCGCCAUCCUUCGCGCUCGCUACACUCACACAAAACGGUGGUCCAGUCCCGUUUGCAGAUUGCGAGAAGAUCAUAUUCUCAACUCGAUAUUUUUUUGUUUCCCCUCCAUUAUCACCAUCAUCGAAGAAAACCCCCAAAUUACUAAUCUCAAAACUCACAUCUGCACGACAUUUCGACUUCCUGAUCGUCCACUCCCGGAAAUUCGACAAGUAUUUCAGGAGACCGACGGGAUGAUCUUUUGUUGUCGAGGCUGCGGCGGCGAGUUUGGAAGUUAAUUUCUGGAUUGAUGUCCAUUCUGUUUCUGCGAGAGCAGGAGUUGAGAGGAGGGAUGGGGGUAUUUUGAUUGUUUCGGUGAGUGCGGAAGAGUAGUUAGCCAUUGGUUGAUUCUGUGCUUGGCCUAGAGCACGGCGGAGAUCGAUGGGUGUUUGUGAGAGGAAUGUGGUGUGGGUUUCACCACGUUUUGUGAGGGCUCUGCUUAAAGCUCGGGCGAAGAGGUGUUGGAGGAAGGCUGUUAGGCGGGUUGAGUGGUUUCUGCAUGCGGAUAAGGUGUUUUUGAGCGUUGAGGCGGGGACUGAGGU
Pseudocercospora fijiensis CIRAD86 is the source of this 2532-nucleotide messenger RNA. RefSeq lists its product as uncharacterized. Gene Ontology annotation, cellular component: cell projection; cytosol; nucleus. Gene Ontology annotation, biological process: phosphatidylinositol dephosphorylation; negative regulation of cell population proliferation; cell motility. The transcript has a single exon. The record is from RefSeq and is a predicted model, not a curated record. The coding region runs from base 1 to 1674 and encodes 557 amino acids. Lineage: Eukaryota; Fungi; Ascomycota; Dothideomycetes; Mycosphaerellales; Mycosphaerellaceae. Gene Ontology annotation, molecular function: protein tyrosine phosphatase activity; protein tyrosine/serine/threonine phosphatase activity; phosphatidylinositol-3,4,5-trisphosphate 3-phosphatase activity.